UCUGACCCGGAGAGACAAACCCUGACUGAGGAGGGCAAAAGCCAAAGUUAGGGUACAAGUGAUACAGACUCAAACUCAAGCAAGCCUGUCUCAUCAAGUUGACCGGGAGGAAGGGCUCAAAAGGCGCACAUGAUCAUAGCUAGAUUAAGGAGGGGUAAAGGUGCCUGUCCUGUGAUGUUUGUCACCUUGGUUGACGAGCUUAUCCAUCGGCAGAUAUGCAUCAGUCCAAUACAUGCUGCGCUCCUUUCAGCGACUCAAUCAGGCUGGAAAGAGUUGCAAGAGGUUGAUCAUCAGUCAUUGUGGGUAGUAUAGUAGUUUAGUUGACAUAGUUUGAAUACCUCCAGG
Molecule: messenger RNA, 345 nt
Organism: Aspergillus homomorphus CBS 101889
Lineage: Eukaryota; Fungi; Ascomycota; Eurotiomycetes; Eurotiales; Aspergillaceae
Exons: 2
Coding region: 130-312 (60 amino acids)
Source: RefSeq, a predicted model, not a curated record